Anolis carolinensis (green anole) is the source of this 2323-nucleotide messenger RNA. Its product is annotated as zinc finger protein RFP. Gene Ontology annotation, molecular function: protein binding; ubiquitin protein ligase activity. The record is from RefSeq and is a predicted model, not a curated record. Bases 1355 to 2125 code for a protein of 256 amino acids. Lineage: Eukaryota; Metazoa; Chordata; Lepidosauria; Squamata; Anolidae. Gene Ontology annotation, biological process: innate immune response; protein ubiquitination; regulation of gene expression. Gene Ontology annotation, cellular component: cytoplasm. The transcript is spliced from 8 exons.
CAUCAGGAGAGAAUGCUUCUGGAACAUAGCCAUGCAGCCCGGAAGACUCAAAACUACCCAGUGAAAGCCUUUGACAACAUCAUAAUAAUAAACUUGAUUUAUACCAUGCCACAUCUCCCUGAAAGGACUUGAGGUGGCUUACAACAUAAAUAAAUAUAAUGAAUAAUAUAUGCAAAAUAAAAUAAAGCAGAUAAUAACAUAAGAAUAAUUACAGCAUAAUUGUAUUCAGAAUCCACAUGGACUUUCUCCUAGGUAUGUUUGUGUGAGAUUAUGAGGUUAAUUAUCUAAUUUAAGCAUUUUUAACCUUGCUAUUCAAACACAAAACACACCGAGGAAAAUUAAUUGUACUGCCAUAAACAGUGGUUUCUGUUCCUUCUUCCUGUUUCUCCUGAAGAAAUAAAUAUGUAUCAUGCUCUGUUUGUCAUAAUAGAGAGGGGGGGAAUGUAAAAAGUGUAUAUAAACUUUUCAGUUUCAGAGGGACUCAAUAUCGAGAGGGUUAAAAAAAUACAGGCUGGGCUAAAGGAUUUUAUCAGAAAGGCAAUACAGGAUUCUCAGCCAGCUAAACAAUUUGCAAGUCAGCACGCCUUUGCCUGUAAUGUUCCUUUGAAAUCAAAAGUGAAAAUAAAGGCUUGUGGUCACAAGAAAGAAAGAAAGCAACUGGAGUUUUUGCUGCCAUGGACCUCAGCUACGAAUGGACCUGUCCCAUCUGCCUGGAAACCUUCAAAAAUCCUGUGACCAUCGAUUGUGGGCACAACUUCUGCCAGGCCUGCCUCAGCCAAUACUGGGGGUCAGCAAACAGGAGCAGCUCAUGUCCCCAAUGCCGGCAGAUGGUGCCACAGAGGAGCUUCCAGCCCAACCGGCUGCUGGUCAGCAUGAUAGAAAGAGUCCAAAAACUUGAAGAGGAGAAAAGGACCUAGUGGAAGAAGACGGGCACAUGUGCCAAGCACUGGCUGCCCCUGAACCGCUUCUGCAAAGAGGACGAGACACUCCUUUGCUCUGUAUGCGAACGGUCCAAGGAGCACCUGGAUCAUGUUGUGGUCUCCUGGGAAGAUGUUGCCCCAGAGUACAAGGAACAAAUUGAGGCCAGCAUGAAAUCUCUGCAGAAAAGAAGAAUGCUUGUUUUGAAGCAGAUGUCCAUUGAGGCCCAUGGGAAGAAAGAAUGUUUAAAACAAAUAGAACUUGAGAAUCAGAAGAUCAGUUCUGCUUUCGACCUAAUGCAGAACUUCCUUAAAGAAAAAAGUGUUUCUGGCUCAGUCAGCUGCAAGACCUCGAGAGCAGUGUCAAGGAAAAGCAUGAAAAAAACAUCUCAACCCUUUCAAAAGAGGUGUUGUAUCUCGGCAAUCUCAUCGCAGUGAUGAAUGAGAAGUUCCAGCAACCAGGAGAUGAAUUCCUGCAGGACAUCAAAAGCACUUUGAACAGGUUUCAGAAGAGGGAACAUGAUCAGACACUGUACCUAUUCCCUGAAUUGGAAGGGAGACUCCAGACUUUCUCACAAAAAGUAACUGCUGUAGCAAUGACUAUGAAACAAUAUACAGAUUCCCUGGAGCGUGCGCUGACCAAAGCAUGGUCUCCAAAACAAAUGGCGAACAAAGUGGAUGUCACUCUGGACCCAAACACAGCAAAUGCCUUCCUCAUUCUGUCUGGAGAUCUGAAGAGUGUGAUCUGUGGGACUGAAGAACAGAAAGUGCCCAAUGUCCCUGAGAGAUUUGAUUGGGAGCUUUGUGUGUUGGGUUGUGACAGAUUCACUUCAGGAAAUUCAUGGUGGGAAGUUGAGGUGAAAAAAGAAGGGGAAAUGUGGGUCCUGGGUGUUGCAAAAGAGACCAUCAGAAGAAAAAGGUCUUUCAUCCCAAAUCCUAGUGAGGACACCUGGGCUAUAGGAAAGCCUUCAGGGAAAUCCUUCUCAUCGAAUGAGCUCUGGGCUUUCACUUCUCCCAAGCCAACCCUUUUGAUCCUAAGGCAUAGCCCACGGAAAAUCUUGGUGUCCCUCAAUUAUGAAGAGGGACGCGUGGAAUUUUUUGAUGCAGAUUCUGAUGAACUGAUCUUUACUUUCUUAGCUGCCUCAUUCCGUGGGGAGACAAUCCGUCCCUUUUUCUGGGUGACUCCAGGAGUCUGGCUAAAGUGUUGAGUCUUAAAGGAAAUUCACCAAUGCUCCAGCUUCCACCUUUAAAAGAGGUAGCACUUUCAGAUUGUGUUCAAGUGGUAGAAAUAUUUAAAAUAUAGAAAGAAAAGGGGGAAAAUAUAUCAUUAAUACCUCUUUCUCUAAAAACAAUAGCAUGUUACAGUCUUUCAAUAAACUAUUCUAACUAAUAAUCAAAAUGAGAAA